Molecule: messenger RNA, 1839 nt
Organism: Talaromyces rugulosus
Lineage: Eukaryota; Fungi; Ascomycota; Eurotiomycetes; Eurotiales; Trichocomaceae
Exons: 2
Molecular function (GO): oxidoreductase activity, acting on CH-OH group of donors; flavin adenine dinucleotide binding
Source: RefSeq, a predicted model, not a curated record
GGAAAAAUGGCCUCUCAAACUACCGGCGACUCGGAUGCCUACGACUACAUCAUUCUUGGUGGUGGGACAGCAGGGUGUGUCAUUGCAAACCGGCUCUCUGAAUAUGCAGACAGAACUGUGUUGGUGAUUGAAGCUGGCAGCCACCGGCCUGAUGAUCCCAAGAUCAACACGCCAGGUUUGAUGGCUGCUCUGUAUGACCAACCCGAAUAUGAUUGGAGUUUCCUUUCCGAGCCUCAAGAACAUCUGAAUGGGCGAAUUGUCGGUCAUCCACGUGGAAAGGUGGUUGGCGGAUCAUCGGCCAUCCAGUAUGGUAUGAUCGUGUAUCCAUCCAAGGCUGGCAUCGAUGCGUGGGAGAAGUUGGGCAACAAAGAUUGGGGAUGGAAGACGAUGAGCCAUUAUUACCGGAAAUUCCAUACAUUGGGGGAGCCCUCGGACAAAACAACUCGAGACCUGUCCUUGGCUUAUCUAGACAAGACCCUUCAGGGUACCACAGGUCCGGUGCAAGUCUCUUUCGCCGAAGACGAUUUUUAUUCACCUUUGCAAAAGGCUUGGCCCGAGACUUUUCGCAACCUUGGUCUCGCGGCUACAGGCGAUCCAGCGUCCGGGGAUAUGACAGGUGCCUAUAUUAACCCAUGCUCCGUCCAUCCAAAGACGAAAUCUCGAAACCAUGCCGGCACUGCCUACUAUAGUGCUGAUGUGGCCAAGCGUCCUAAUCUCAGGCUCAUUACGAACGCCCUCGCUGAAAAAAUCUUAUUCGACAAAGACACUGCCACGGGCGUGCAGUUCAAGAACGCCGAUGGAAAUCAUCUUACAGUGCGUGCCAAUAAAGAAGUAAUUGUCUGCGCGGGCGCUAUCCAGUCGCCCCAACUUCUAGAGCUGUCUGGCAUUGGGGAUGCGAAACGACUCGUGGCCCUUGGCAUCGCACCAGUCGUCGACAAUCCAUACGUAGGAGAGAACAUGCAAGACCACGCUAUUGCCAGCAUCAGUUAUGAAGUUCUUGAUGGCAUUCCCACCAUAGAGUACAUAAAAGAGCCGGGAGUACUGGACAGUUUGAUUCAACUAUACCAGACUACCAAUUCCGGCCCGCUCACAUCAAGCUGUAUCACGUCAGCCUACGUCCCUCUGGGCGAAUUCGCAGCAGAAGGUGAGCGGCCAGAAUUAGACCGCAUACUAGAUGCAAACCUGCACAUCAAGAAAGACUCACACCCGGGCUUGGAGAAGCAGUAUGAGCUUCUCCGCUCUAUUGUGGAAGAUAGAAAAGACUCCACGAUUCAAUACUUCUCACCGGCCGUGCAGCUCUGUCCACACGCGGGGCCGAAGCCAACAGACUGGUUUGGCAUGAAAGAAGACGGUCAUUACACAGCUAUUGCCGCAUCUCUUUCUCACCCGUUCUCUCGUGGGUCGAUUCAUAUCCGAUCGGCCGAUCCAUCAGAAAAGCCGAUGAUUGAUCCCAAUUAUCUCUCCAAUGAACUCGAUUUGGAGAUCCUAGCACGCCACUUACUCUUCGUCGAGACGAUUGCCAAGACCGAGCCCCUAGCCUCGCUCCUCAAAAAGGAUGGCCGCCGAGUCCCACCCAAUGUUCACGUCCAUAACCUAGACGAGGCCAAGAAACUCGUGCGUGAUACCCUGGUCUCGACCUAUCACCCGGCCAGCACCUGCUCCAUGCUACCUCGAGAACUCGGGGGUGUCGUCGACGAUCAGCUGAAGGUGUAUGGCACUAAGAAUGUCCGGGUUUGCGAUGCCAGUAUCUUCCCACUGAUACCGCGUGGAAAUAUCCAAACAAGCGUGUACGCCACGGCUGAGAAAGGUGCGGACCUGAUCAAAGGCGUGGUUGCAUAG